CUCAGGUUUAACUUCCUGGAUCAGGGAGUAUAUUAGAGGCCAUGUGUCUCUCGUCCUCACUCAUUCAGACUUGGAAACAGUCAGACUCGGUGCUGGGGAAAGGAAGAAUCGUUUACUCCUGUUGACCUACUGCUUCAGAAGUCAUUAUGGCUUUGUCCUGGUUGCUGGUUCUGCUGGCGGUUACUUCCACUACCUUAGGCACCAACCCAGGAGUGACGGUCAGGCUGACCAAUAAAGGCCUUCAAUAUGGGAAACAACUGGGCAUUGCUGCCCUGCAGGAGAAACUUAAGUCUGUUCAAAUCCCGGACUUUUCAGGCUCACAAAGGGUGUCUCCCAUUGGCAAGGUCAAGUACAGUCUGACAAACAUUCGGUUAGUGAACGUGGGGCUGCCGCGGUCAGCAGUGGAUCUGGUGCCAGGGACUGGGGUCAGGCUGACUAUCGGAGAGGCCUUCAUGAAUCUGCAUGGAAACUGGAGGGUCAAGUACCUCAGAAUAAUAAAGGACAGUGGCUCCUUUGACGUCAGUGUGAAUGGACUCACGAUAAGCACAGUUAUCGCUGUGAAAAGUGACGCGGCGGGCCGGCCUGUGGUCAGCAAUACUAACUGUGUAGCCAAUGUCGCCAGCGCCAAAGUCAAGUUCCAUGGUGGAGCCAGCUGGCUCUACAAUCUCUUCAGCAAGUUUAUAAACAAGGCUCUACGAAACGCUCUGCAGAAACAGAUCUGUCCUCUGGUUGACAAAACAGUCAUCGGUUUAAACCCUAAGCUGCAAACACUCAACGUGCUGGCCAAGGUGGACAAAUAUGCAGAGAUUGAAUAUUCCAUGACGUCAUCUCCAGUUAUUUCACAAUCUUCUCUUGAGCUGAACUUAAAGGGGGAGUUCUACAACAUUGGAAAGCACCAGGAGCCUCCGUUCACCCCUGCAGCCUUUUCCCUGCCAUCAGAGAACAACAACAUGUUGUACAUGGCCCUGUCCGCCUUCACUGCCAACUCGGCAGGGUUCGUCUACAACAAAGCUGGAAUCCUCAGCCUGUAUGUCACAGAUGAUAUGGUCCCCAAAGCCUCUCCUUUCCGACUCGACACUAAAACGUUUGGCGUCUUCAUCCCACAAAUUGCAAAGCAGUUCCCAGGUCUGAAGAUGAAGCUGCUGGUGAGGACUGACAAGAAUCCCACCAUCACUUUCCAGCCCAAUAAGGCAACCGUCGAGGCCACUGGCACAGUGACAGCAUAUGCCAUCCAAACCAAUGGCACACUAUCCCCUCUUUUCGUCCUGAACUUGGAGACCAGUGUGAGCGCCGACAUGUUUGUCAGAGGACUGAACGUUGGUGGACGUCUGACUCUCAACCAAAUGAAACUGUCCGUCGGAACCAGCUAUGUGGGGGAGUUUUCGGUCGGCGUCCUUGACAGUGUGCUGCGAACGGUCCUCAAACUGGUAGUGAUACCCAUAGUUAAUGUUCAGCUUGGUAAAGGUUACCCACUUCCUGCACUUGGAAAAAUGAACCUCGUGAACCCCCAGCUUCGAAUCAUGAAGGAUUACAUGCUGAUCGGCACAGACGUUCAGUUCACAAGUUGAACUGCACAGACCCAAAAAUAGGAAGAAAACAACAACAGCUGUUCAAAGUCUGAAUAGAGUUUUAUUCCUAAAAAAUAAGUUGUUUUUUUCCAUUUCACCUCUGAUACCUCUUUUUGUUUUUCUACAUUUGGUUGAUUUUUUACUGUGUGUCUCUCUCCAUAAAACUGUGGAUGAAGUGCUUGUGUUGCUGCUGACUUUCAGCAAGGCAAGGUCCUUUCCAGAAAUAGUUUACUGUUUCCACUUUCAGCCGCUGACUUUGGCCAAAUUCUGUUUCAAUGUUUCUAGUUGAGUGAAAUGAUUCUGUAAAUUUGCUGAUCUGAGCAGUUCUCUUGCAGCCUGGAGAAUCACAUUAACACACCACAACAAUCAAUCAAGUGCAUCUGGGACAAAAUAAA
Molecule: messenger RNA, 1963 nt
Organism: Fundulus heteroclitus (mummichog)
Lineage: Eukaryota; Metazoa; Chordata; Actinopteri; Cyprinodontiformes; Fundulidae
Product: bactericidal permeability-increasing protein
Exons: 16
Coding region: 147-1568 (473 amino acids)
Molecular function (GO): lipid binding
Source: RefSeq, a predicted model, not a curated record